GCGGCACUACUCUGCUACACGCUCCCGGAAGUCCUGCCUCGCGCCCCGGAAGCAAUUCCUCAGGCCGCGGGCGUGCUCCGCCUCGCGUUUGGUGUGAGACGUAGAACUGAGCGACCGAAGCCGCGAACGAGAUGCCGGUGGCCGUGGGGCCCUACGGACAGUCCCAGCCGAGCUGCUUCGACCGCGUGAAGAUGGGCUUUGUGAUGGGCUGCGCAGUGGGCAUGGCGGCUGGGGCGCUCUUCGGCACCUUUUCCUGUCUCAGGAUUGGAAUGCGGGGCCGGGAGCUGAUGGGCGGCAUCGGGAAAACCAUGAUGCAGAGUGGAGGCACCUUUGGCACGUUCAUGGCCAUUGGGAUGGGCAUCCGAUGUUAAUCAGGGCAAUGGUUGUCCACUACAGCUACUCCUUCCCAUCAGUGCCAGCUCAUGUACUAUAAUAAAGUAAAUCUUUGAGUAGUG
Molecule: messenger RNA, 455 nt
Organism: Prionailurus viverrinus (fishing cat)
Lineage: Eukaryota; Metazoa; Chordata; Mammalia; Carnivora; Felidae
Gene: ROMO1
Product: reactive oxygen species modulator 1
Exons: 3
Coding region: 132-371 (79 amino acids)
Biological process (GO): protein insertion into mitochondrial inner membrane; protein import into mitochondrial matrix
Cellular component (GO): TIM23 mitochondrial import inner membrane translocase complex
Source: RefSeq, a predicted model, not a curated record